AAAAUAUAUACAAGGAUUCUCCGUCCCUUCUACUCGUUGGAGCAGCUCUAUACCAAGCAGAAGAAAAUCAAUGGAGAAGAUGAUCAUCACCAACACACCGGCUUCAGUUCCCGCCUUCACCAAUCUCGCCUACUGCUCACCUGCCGAUCACCAUGGCUUCGGCAUCCCUCGUUCUCCGUUGAGUCCGCUCUUCCUCGCCAAUGUUGCCGACGUCUUCGUCCUUUCCGUUUCAUAUCCUUUUUCUUUAUUUAUUCCUCCAGAUAACUUUAACCUUGCAUCGCUUACACUCGAGCUGGAAUUCAUCAAGAAGGGGACUAAGAAUGAGCAGGUUGAUCCUGUUCUGCUGGCUACACAGUUAAAAAAGAGCUUCAUUAACCAGGUUAUGACAGCAGGCCAAAGAGUUCCCUUUGAGUAUCAUGGGAAUAAUUAUAUUUUUACUGUCAAUCAAGCUGUUUUAGAGGGGCAAGAAGGAUCUAAUGCUCCUGAAAGGGGGCUGAUUUCAAAUGAGACAUAUAUUAUCUUUGAGGCAUCAAAUUCAAGUGGAAUAAAGAUUGUAAAACAGCGUGAAGCUGCCAGCAGCAGCAUCUUCAGGCAAAAGGGGUUUAAUCUCCUGUCACUGGGUAUAGGAGGCUUAAGCAAUGAGUUUGCUAAUAUAUUUCGAAGAGUUGCUUCUUGGCGUUUACCUUCCCAUGGGACAAGCAAAUUGGGGAUUAAGCAUGUAAAAGGCAUCCUACUUUAUGGACCUCCUGGUACUGGCAAAACUCUCAUGGCCCGUCAAAUUGGAAAGAUGUUGAAUGGAAGGGAACCAAAGAUUGUUAAAGGCCCUGAAGUUCUAAGCAAAUUUGUUGGUGAAACUGAAAAGAAUGUUAGGGAUCUAUUUGCUGAUGCAGAGAAUGAUCAACAGACUCGUGGUGACCAAAGUGAUUUGCAUGUCAUAAUUUUUGAUGAAAUUGAUGCUAUCUGUAAGGUAGGGUCAACCCUCCUUAUCUUUUCCUAUUCCCCUUAUUCCCCUCUGAGCAAAUUCUGGAGAAUCUGGUUAAAUAAGGGACACCUAAUAGUUUUCUGGGAUUUAGGUGCCAUGGUACCCAGUAGGCUAGGGGCGAUGGAUAAUUCUUUGGUUUAUGGCCUAGCCCCAUGAGUAUUAGUACUAAUAGUAUUUGUUGAGUGUAGCCGUGACAGCAAAGCUACACAUGUCCAGCAAUACUUUUGAAGUUACAGCACAGUGAUUAGCUAAAGUAAUGAAACAGGGCAACUAUUGCUUCCUUAGCUUUUGAAUGUUAUGUAACUUAAGAAAUAGGCUGUUGGCUUUGAAGUUUAGUUCGUAUCGAUAUGCUGCCCUUUUUCUGUUGUUUACUGAUAUGUCAUAGCAUUGGCUACUUAGGAGACAAGGUAGCACAACUUUGGGAAAAGUAGAAGUCAAAUCUUAACUUUUCAUUGUAAUUUUUUUUAUGUACAAAAGGUUGAAUUAACAUAUAUGCUGUGGGUUCUGCCUUUCAUCUUCCUUCUGAUUUUCUCUCCAUUUCUUUGUGGAAAAAACCAACAAAUGGUAUCAGAGCCCUAUUGAUCUUUGGGGGACUGUGAGAGAGUUAAUCAAAGCAUAACCAAAACCCACCAAACCUAGUGUAAACACGUGAGUAGAGAGCACCCUUGUUGUCAUGGAAUCCGACAUUUCUUUUUCACCAAAAACCCUGAUCUUCAAUGGCCAAAAUUACAACAUUUGGGCUGUUAAGAUGAAGACUUAUCUCAAAGCCUUUGAACUCUGGGAUGUAGUCGAGAAUGAUACUCAACAGUGUUGCUGUAUGCUGCCAUUGUUGUUCUGAAUAUACUCUGUAUUGAGAUAAGAAAGGACUUCCUUUGGUGACUUCUUAUAAAUCUCUAUCUUUACC
Messenger RNA from Rubroshorea leprosula, 1886 nucleotides. NCBI's taxonomy places the organism in Eukaryota, Viridiplantae, Streptophyta, Magnoliopsida, Malvales, Dipterocarpaceae. The record is from the annotation of a GenBank genome assembly.